GCAAGUCAGACACACCAGAUCGUCACAGAGAGAGAGACAGAGAGAGAGAGGAAGGAGAAAGAGAGAGAGAGAGUGUUUACGGUCAUGGCGGCUUCGAAGCUCCAAGCAUUCUGGAACCACCCGGCCGGUCCUAAGACGAUUCACUUUUGGGCACCAACUUUUAAAUGGGGCAUCAGCAUAGCUAAUAUUGCCGACUUCUCUAAACCACCCGAAAAACUUUCGUAUCCUCAGCAAAUUGCGGUUACAUGCACUGGUGUAAUCUGGACACGCUACAGUACUGUAAUUACUCCGAAGAACUGGAAUCUUUUCAGCGUAAAUGUUGCAAUGGCUGGUACCGGCCUCUACCAACUUUCACGUAAAAUUCGGCACGAUUACCUUUCCGACACAGAAGCUGCUGUUGCAAAGGAAUGAUGACAAUUGCCUUGAUAAACUUCCCUUUGUAUCCUGGGGUUUGUUGGCCCCAUUUGCUUUCUUCCCUUGAAUUAAGUUCAUAAUCAUAUUAUUAGCUUUUUCCCCCUUCACAGAGGCUAAAUAUGGUUUGAGUGAUGGAGUGUGAAUAUGGUGGCGGCACGACCAUUUUCAAAAUGGGUAGCUGAACAGUUUCGUUAAUCUAUUGUUAGAAUUUUGUUCAAUUCCCUGUGUGGUUUAUUUUUCCACUUCCACCAUGCUAUGGCAAUUUGUCAUCAAUAAAGACCCAACUCAGCCAGGAAAAUUAAUGACUUCGUUAAACCAUCCUAAGGGAUUCAUUCA
Molecule: messenger RNA, 750 nt
Organism: Malania oleifera
Lineage: Eukaryota; Viridiplantae; Streptophyta; Magnoliopsida; Santalales; Ximeniaceae
Product: mitochondrial pyruvate carrier 4
Exons: 5
Coding region: 85-411 (108 amino acids)
Biological process (GO): pyruvate import into mitochondria
Cellular component (GO): mitochondrial inner membrane
Source: RefSeq, a predicted model, not a curated record